AUGGCAUCAGAAUACGAAAAGAAAACCGUAGCUCAGCUCCAAGAAAUACUCAAAGGCCGCGGCCUGACAACCACCGGCAAGAAGGCUGAGCUCAUCGCUCGUCUCCAAGAAGCCGAUAAAGCAGCAAAACCGACCAAUGCCAAACCCGAUGCUGCCGCCGAAGAUAUUAUCGACUGGGACGAUGAAGCGCCUGCCACCGAAGCACCCUUGAAAGAGAGUACACAAGCCUCGACAGAAGCUGGUGCUGCUACUAUUGCUGCCGGUGGCCAGGGACAAGUGCCCAACCCCGUGGCAGUCCCCAACCAGACACUCGGAGAAGAUCCCGCAACUGCAACUGAUCUCCACGUUGAAGGUGUACCUGAGGAACAGCCUGCGGCGGAAGAGAAGCCCGCAGUCGACUACAGUAUUGGACUUCAGCCGACAGAGAUGGAGGAAGAAUUGAGGAAACGUAAAGCCCGCGCGGAGAAGUUUGGCAUCGUUGCCGAAACCGGCUCGGAGGAGACAGAGGCAGAGAAGAUUCUUGACCGAGCAAAGCGAUUCGGAACGGGGGCAUCGAAUGAUCUAGGCGUGGGUAUCAGCCGUUUGGAUCAGGCUCUUCCUAAUGAGCGAGAACGGAAGCGGAUUCGAACAAACGAUCGAGGUGGACAGGGAGGCAAGCGACACAGCCAUGGCAUGCGCAAUGGUGGACGUAACCGUCCCCAGAAUAACAAUCGCAAAGGCACCAACCCAACUGGUCGAAGCAACGCUCCUAAGCCCGUGUUUAGCGACAAGGAUAGAGCUGCGGCGGAGGCUAGAAAGAACCGGUUUGCUACGGCUGCGUAA
Molecule: messenger RNA, 822 nt
Organism: Talaromyces marneffei
Lineage: Eukaryota; Fungi; Ascomycota; Eurotiomycetes; Eurotiales; Trichocomaceae
Exons: 1
Coding region: 1-822 (273 amino acids)
Biological process (GO): poly(A)+ mRNA export from nucleus
Cellular component (GO): nucleus
Source: RefSeq, a predicted model, not a curated record